Messenger RNA from Lolium rigidum, 539 nucleotides. RefSeq lists its product as uncharacterized. The record is from RefSeq and is a predicted model, not a curated record. The transcript is spliced from 2 exons. Lineage: Eukaryota; Viridiplantae; Streptophyta; Magnoliopsida; Poales; Poaceae. The coding region runs from base 45 to 539 and encodes 164 amino acids.
AACACGAUCGUCUUCGCCGUUCAUCCCCACCCGUUCAUCCCCACAUGCGCCGCCGGCGCUGCCGCUCGUCAUGUACGGGUUCUCUCCGUGGACUGCACCUCCCCAUCGUCCCCGAAGACACCUCGGCCAGCCAGCGUUGUUCCCGCCUCCACCUGCGGAUGGAGGAUGAUGAGGAGAUGCCAGGAGCGGCAAGGAAGGAUGAGGAGAUACCAGGGGUGGCGGGGAAGGAGGAGGAGAUGUCGGUAGUGGCCGGGAAGGAGGAGGAGAUGCCUAAGACGGCGGGGGUGGAGGAGGAGAGGAGGAAAUUAAUCCGGCCGGCUCUCAGUCCUGUAUUUGGAGGCGGUCGAAUUGGAUGCGGCCCGCCUCAUCCCUCCGCCCCUCCGGUCCACAGACGCCGGCGGCGCCGGCGCAGCCUCCUCCUCCACACCAACCGGGCUGCAACAGACGGUACGCACCGGUGCACGAGGCGCAGUGUCGGUGGACGCAUGGCGACCCCUGCCACCACCGCGAUGUGUCCCUCCCGCACGGGUGGAACCUGA